CGAGGCGCACGACACCGUCAGCCUGACGUCAGUCCUGAGUCACGUCCAGAGCCUGGAGCCGGACCCCGGAACGCCGGGCAGCGCGCGGACAGAAGCACUGUACUACACAGAUGACACAGCCAUGACCAGAGCCCUGGUGCAGUCCCUGCUGGCCAAGGAGGCUUUUGAUGAGGUGGACAUGGCUCACAGCAGGACCCUUUCUCCAGUUGAUGCAGAUUCACAAGCUAAAAUGGCAGCACUGCUGGUACAGGUACCUUAGGUCUCCCAGGCCACCUCCUCCAACCCAACCCAUCCAUUUCUUCCAGCCCCAAGAAACAUUUUUGAAAUUACAUUCUGCCUUCCUUCUCCCUGAUAGAUUUGCCCAAGAGUAUAAGAAUGACCCUGAUAGAGGUUACGGAGCUGGAGUCAUCACUGUCUUCAAGAAACUCCUGAGUCACAAGUGCCAUGAUGUCUACGAGCCUGCUCGGGCCCAGUUCAAUGGAAAGGGGUCCUAUGGCAAUGGGGGCGCCAUGCGGGUAGCAGGCAUCCCCCUGGCCUAUAGCAGCAUCAAAGAUGUUCAAAAGUUUGCUCGUCUCUCAGCCCAGCUGACCCAUGCUUCCUCCCUGGGUUACAACGGUGCCAUCCUGCAGGCUCUGGCUGUGCACCUGGCUCUGCAGGGUGAGUCCUCCAGCGGGCGCUUCCUGGAGCAGCUCCUGGGCCACAUGGAGGAGCUAGAAGGGGAUGCCCAGUCAGUCUUGGCUGCCAGGGAGUUGGGUAUGGAGGAGCGUCCAUACUCUAGCCGCCUGAAGAAGAUUGGAGAGUUGUUGGACCAGGACUCAGUGAGCCGAGAAGAAGUGGUGUCUGAGCUAGGGAAUGGCAUUGCUGCCUUUGAGUCUGUGCCCACCGCUAUCUACUGCUUCCUGCGCUGCAUGGAUCCUGACCCUGAGAUUCCCACUGCCUUCAAUAGCCUCCAGAGGACUCUCAUCUAUUCCAUCUCACUCGGUGGGGACACAGACACCAUUGCUACUAUGGCCGGGGCCAUUGCUGGUGCUUACUAUGGGAUGGAUCAGGUGCCAGAGAGCUGGCAGCAGAGUUGUGAGGGCUAUGAGGAGACAGACGUCCUGGCCCAGAGCCUACACCGAGUCUUCCAGAAGAGUCUGUGAAGGCCACAGCUGCUGAGCUUCUGCCAGGUGCCAGAAGGACCAAACACAGCUCAGAGUGAAGGUUCCUUCAGCUGUUUCCCCUGCCUUGAUCUUUCUGAAGCAGAGCCUGGACCUCACCUCUUAAGGCUAGGGUCUUGAGAGGUCCCAAGAACAGUAAGUAGGGACUGGUGCCUCCUUACUGCUGGGGUUCUGGCUUUCUGCAGAGCCAUGGGCCCCCACGAGUCAUCAGUGAAACAUGAAGGGACCCGGGCAGGUUUUAUUUAGAAGAGUACUUGUGACAUUUGCUUUUUCUUUUUGUCUGAGACAUGGGAUCUGGAGAGGAGAAAUAAUCUGCUGUAGCAUCAUUCCUCCCUGUUGGUUGUUAGCCAACUUGGCAGAUAGCCUGUCCUUGACUGACAGGGUCCCCAACAGCAGGUUGUUUGGACAAGGGACAAACAUUUGCACCCAGCCUCUCUAGGUGCAUACAUAGACCUUGUCUGUAAUGGUUUGUGACAGCUUCCAGUGGAAUUCACCGCAAUAAAUGUUUUUUUGGUAAAUCCU
Molecule: messenger RNA, 1682 nt
Organism: Dipodomys spectabilis (banner-tailed kangaroo rat)
Lineage: Eukaryota; Metazoa; Chordata; Mammalia; Rodentia; Heteromyidae
Gene: Adprs
Product: ADP-ribosylserine hydrolase
Exons: 6
Coding region: 168-1142 (324 amino acids)
Cellular component (GO): mitochondrion; nucleus
Source: RefSeq, a predicted model, not a curated record